Messenger RNA from Papaver somniferum (opium poppy), 474 nucleotides. RefSeq lists its product as uncharacterized. The transcript has 3 exons. Lineage: Eukaryota; Viridiplantae; Streptophyta; Magnoliopsida; Ranunculales; Papaveraceae. Gene Ontology annotation, biological process: triglyceride biosynthetic process. Gene Ontology annotation, molecular function: long-chain-alcohol O-fatty-acyltransferase activity; diacylglycerol O-acyltransferase activity. The record is from RefSeq and is a predicted model, not a curated record. Gene Ontology annotation, cellular component: plasma membrane. The coding region runs from base 21 to 401 and encodes 126 amino acids.
ACAGAAAGAAGAAUUCCUUGAUGUUACCUCUUCUUGAUCCUUUUCUAAAGACUGCGACGCAGAUGCUGGGACAAAAGGUGACUAAUGGAUUUUUGUAUAAAAGCUUUAAGAACUCGAGCACGAUGAUAUCGAAUCUGAUAGGGCCAAAAGAGCAAAUGGCGUUCAUGAACCACCCUGUUAGCAACUUUUACUACAUUGUCUCGGGUAUACCUCAGAGCACUACAUUUACAUCAAUGACAAACAAUGACAAAUUGAUGGUUGUGGUAACAAUGGAGAAAGGAUUUAUUGAUUCAGAACUUUUCACUUCUUGUAUGGAUGAAGCCUUUGAAAACAUUUUCCAAGCAGCUUUCGGAGAUAAUCAAGACGAGGACCACAAUGAAAUCAAGAAGAAAUCCGACUAGAUGAAAUCCUCUCGUAUCAUUCUAAACGCACGGAAUUUAAAAUCGCUAGCUUCAACUAUUUCUUGCUCGGACA